Molecule: messenger RNA, 1970 nt
Organism: Acaromyces ingoldii
Lineage: Eukaryota; Fungi; Basidiomycota; Exobasidiomycetes; Exobasidiales; Cryptobasidiaceae
Exons: 4
Coding region: 16-1773 (585 amino acids)
Biological process (GO): negative regulation of transcription by RNA polymerase II; chromatin remodeling; DNA repair
Cellular component (GO): NuA4 histone acetyltransferase complex; Swr1 complex
Molecular function (GO): transcription corepressor activity
Source: RefSeq, a predicted model, not a curated record
UCCAAAUCGACCAGCAUGGCUACGGGAUCUGACGUUCGCGAUAUCCUGUCGCUGCCAGGCAAAUCUGCUCAGGCAUCCGUUUCCGGUGCAGGAGUCUCAAGCAGCGGGAGCGGAGGCGGUAUUGUGUCAAAGAGGCACCAUCCGUCAAAGGCGGCGAAGCCAAAGAUGGACGGUAUUUCCCGAGAAUUGUACGCACUCCUGGGCGACAACGCACCAAGCCUGUCGAUGGGCCCUGAUGGGCCCUUGGGAAUCGCUAGCGGCGCGCGAGGCAAAUUCAUGCCAAAGUUUAAGAGAAGGCCUCAGAAAGCGCAAAGAUGGGAAUGGGAACCGUUUCAGAAUCCGGCAAGGAAGGACAGCCUGGUGCUACAUCACUGGGUCCAAGCUUCUGAGACGGACCGCCAAGGCGAGAUAGAAGGAGAAGCGGGUCCAAGCAGGCUGCCCAAGCGAGAAUACCAGUUUGCAGACCUCAAUACCGGUUCUGGUGUCUACAGCUACUCAAAUGACGAGUACCACCAGCACCUACGUGACGACGACUGGACGAAAGAGGAGACCGACUACCUGAUCGACCUGUGCCAUUCGUACGACCUUCGCUUUAUCAUCAUUACAGAUCGAUAUGAGUGGCCGGGAAAGGAGCGAAGCAUGGAGGAUCUCAAGGCUCGGUACUAUGCCAUCUGCCGACGCUUGAUCAGGUCGCGAAUUAGCACAGAUGACUUCGAGACGCGCUCCGCACUUGUCCUCACCUACUCCUUCGAUCGGGCGCGGGAGGUGGAACGCAAGAAGCACGUUGCAAGGCUCUACAGCCGCACGCCUGAGCAAUUGGCCGAAGAAGAAGCAUUAUACAUCGAAGCGAGACGGCUGGAGCAGAAUGAGGGCAGAUUCGCCGCCGAGCGAGAGGAGCUCAUGCGGCUUUUAGGAGGCUGGGAGAGGGUGCCAACGAUCCGAGCAGAAAAUAUUGCUGCAGCAGGGGCUGGAUUGGGCGUCACUCUACCGGGCUCUUCGGCGGCAGUAGAGGAAGCACUCGAGGCGAAGCGCAAGAGGCACAAGACGGAGGGAAUCACUACCCCUGCUGGCGCUGCGUUUGUUGAUGAUGAAUCCAUGACCGGUGGUCCAUCUUCUUCAAUGGCUGCGGCUUCUUCCACGACAUUGGCCAAGGCAGCACUGUCCUCAAAGCAAAAGGCUGAGCUCAAGACGGCGCAAUUCGACGAACAGCACAUGAUCUCGCGCUUCGACCCCAACACACCGCCGCCGACGGGCGCAUCGACGUCGAUCUCUGGACCGACCUCUGGCGUACCUACUGGGCCAUCGCUGCUUUCGCAGACAAAGCUGCCUUACCCACACUUGGUGGGGGUCGCAUCAAGUUAUCCGCCCGUUGCGCCCAGCGUCAUGAACCCGUCUUCAUCGCACGGUGCUUUCCUGCGCUCCCAACGCAUGCUUGUCCCACGCACGUCGAUUCUGCAACGCGCCACGGAUGCAAUGAAGGAGCUUCAGCCUAACGUGGGUCCACGGCUCAUCUUCCCAACGGUCGACAAUGCCGAGAAGUGGGAGGGUCUAUUAGGGGCAGUCACAGCAGGAUUGGAGAUGAAGAGGCAGCUCGACCGGGUGGAGAGCGAGCUUAGGAUUCUCAGGAUGAGGCGGCAGCAGGGUCAUGGUCAGGGGCAGAGCGAAGGCUCAGUGCCGCCAGGGCAAAGCGGAUCGCUCAAGACGCCCACGCCUGGACCAGAAGGUCCAUCUCCCUCCCAGACUGGUGUGAGUCAGGUAUCUGUUGUUGAAUAAGUCCACCGUCUUUUGAUAUUACGCACCGUGCUCCUUGCCGCGAACAUAAUGGGGAAGGGAUUUUGAUUUUUGCAAGAAGUUCUCAUUCGUCCGACGAGGAGGAAAUUAUCAGUACAAAGAGCGAGCGAGCGAGAGUCAGGGAGGGAGGUAGCCGAAGCGAGAUUGUUUCGUGAUCAUCCAAAAUAAGAACCAUACUG